Messenger RNA from Microdochium trichocladiopsis, 1672 nucleotides. RefSeq lists its product as uncharacterized. Lineage: Eukaryota; Fungi; Ascomycota; Sordariomycetes; Xylariales; Microdochiaceae. Bases 193 to 1473 code for a protein of 426 amino acids. The transcript is spliced from 3 exons. Gene Ontology annotation, cellular component: endomembrane system. The record is from RefSeq and is a predicted model, not a curated record.
UUUCAGCCUGUCCGAGGGAGAAAAAAACAUAUAUUCCCUCCACGACAGCAUCGCCCAGCUGCGCGGCCUUUUCCUUGUGCGACGUCAAUCCGCUCCUUGGGCGCCUGCACUCCCAACACACCCUUCAUCCUCUCCUCGUCCUCGACGCAUCCGUUGCGCAUUCUCGAUCCACCGGUUGGACAGCUUGCCAAGAUGAAGUUCUCCAUGGUCUCUGUCGGCCUUCUGGCCCUACUCACACCGCUCACUGCGGCCUGGUCCAAGGAGGAUCGCGAAAUCUUCCGCGUCCGCGACGAGCUUGCCGCUGCAGAAGGUCCCGACAUGACCUUCUACCAAUACCUCGAUAUCGCCCCCUCCGCCUCUCAGGAUGAGAUUGGCAAGGCCUACAAGAAGAAGAGCAAGCUGCUCCACCCUGACAAGGUCCGCCAGCAGAUGAUGGCUGAGCGCGCCAAGGAGGACAAGGCCAAGGGCAAGAAGGGCGCGACCAAGCCGCCGACCAAGGCCGAGCUCAAGGCUGCUAUCAAGUCUGCUGGUGAGAGGCAGGCACGCCUCGGUAUCGUGGCCGACGUCCUACGUGGACCUGGUCGGGAGCGCUACGACCACUUCCUCAACAACGGCUUUCCUCUCUGGAAGGGCACCGACUACUACUACAACCGCUACAGACCUGGCUUUGGAACCGUUCUGGUCGGCUGCCUGCUUGUGAUGGGCGGCGGCUUCCAUUACCUUGCUUUGUACAUGAGCUGGAAGCGUCAGCGCGAGUUCGUCGAGCGGUACAUCAAGUUCGCCCGCCGUGCUGCGUGGGGUGACAACCUUGCUAUUCCCGGUGUCGAGGCUGCAGCCUCGAGCACUCCGCCUCCUGCACCUGCCUCUGGUGACGAUGAGCAGCCUCAGAUGCCCAUGAACCGCAAGCAGCGCCGGUUCCAGGAGCGGGAGACGCGCAAGGAGUCCGGAAAGGAUGGCAAGAAGGUCCCUCGUGGCCGCGCCCGUGGCUCUGCUCAGGCCAGCGGCAGUGCGACACCAGUCCCUCAGCCCGAGGGGUCUGGACCUACUGGUGCCAAGAAGCGCGUUGUGGCCGAGAACGGAAAAGUCCUCGUCGUCGACUCGCUUGGUGAUGUAUACCUGGAGCAGGCCGACGACGAGGGCAACGUCAUGGACUUCCUGCUGGAUCCCAAUGAGCUCGCAAAGCCAACCAUCAAGGACACUGCUCUCGUCAAACUUCCGGUCUGGGCCUUCAAGUCGACCAUUGGCAGAUUCCUCGGCUCACCAACCACUGACGCUGCCGGCGCGGACGACGAGCUUGACGAGGUUGUGGAUGAGGACUCCUCGUCCACUCCUGGCCAGCGCACGCCGAGUGCUGACUCUACCGAGGACUUUGAGCUUCUCGAUAAGAGCGUUGAGGACCUUAGCAAGUCCAAGACUUCUGGCAGCCAGGCGCAGAGUGGCAAGUCCAAGAAGCGUAACAACAAGAAGAAAUAGUCGUCCAGCGUGGCACCACGCAUGGGACUUUUCUAAGAGAAUCAAGUCCGCAAGGUCUUCGGUUGCAGACCCGAUGCUUGGACAGAAACCAAGCUACACUAUGCUUGACGACAUAUCUUGACGACAUAUAAAGCCAUAGAGAAAAGUGAAAUUGAAUGCAAUCCGUACUAGCCACUCUGAUGGCAUCCUUUCUACAAAC